ACCAAUAUGCGGCGUGGUGAGUCAAAAGCAGCCCCGAAUCAGGAAGUAGGAUGCCGUGACAGACAUUAGUAGGCAGAAGGAAAUGGGCACCACCACCACACAAUGUCACUAUGUCUGCUGCUGCUCCUGUCCAUGGUAACACAAGGACGAGAGGGAGGAGAGGCCACAGGGAAAUGACCCCAUCGUCGAUCAUGUUGCUGCUGGCUCUGACAGCCUGCCUGGCGGGGACUGUGUUCUGCCAGGGUGAUGCGGACACAAGUACUGUUGAAGAAACACAAACAGAAAAUGAUGCUGGGUUCUCAGUGAUCCCAACUGUAAGUGAUGCUACCCCUACACCAGACUCAUACCUAUCAUCUGAGAGUCCUUCAGAGGGAUAUGAGACUGAAGCUGACGCUGGUUCUGGGUUCAGUCCAGGUGUCAAUUUAGAAGGGGAGGAUAAUCUCAAAUCCUCUGAAGUACCACUGGAGGACAGUCUGAGUCUCACCUUCGUCCUGGUUCCUGUUGUGCUGGUGGUCGUGAUAAUCGCCAUGGUAGUGGGAGUAGUCAUAAUCAACCGCAGAUGGAAUCGGAAAGGAAAGAGCAAUUCUGAUAACGUAGAAGAGGAUAAAUAUUUGCAUGGUAGCGAUGACACAGAAAAAGUUCCAAUGCCCAUGUUUGAGGAUGAUGUCCCCUCUGUGUUGGAGCUGGAGAUGGAAGACCUGGAACAGUGGAUGAAUAAAGAUGGUGGCGUUCGAAUGGACUCUGGACAAGGGAUCUAACAUGAGAUCAUGGCUAGUCCCUAAAGAGUCACAGUCAGUCAAUUCUCUCUCCCAACCGGCCUCUUGCUGUACUGCCGGUGACAAAGGACAUUUCCCCAUCGCAGGGAAGGACAUUCUGUUACCCAGCAGCACUGUAGGCCUCUUCUUUUCAUGUCAAUGUCAAAGCAACGUCAUCAACCGACCACAUUGACAACAAGAAAGCAACACCUCCGCCAAGGUGACUGCAAAAAAACAGGAAAUGCUGAAUUUAUUUUCCAUUUCAGCAUAAACAAAAGACAAGAAACAAUAAAUGCACAAGUUAAAUGUUUUUAACAUCUUAACACCUUAAAAUCUGCGUCAAAUGUACUGUGGUAUAGACUCUAUGGAGAAACAGUGUGUGGCAAUAGUCCUUUCACUACACGGAUCCUGAUUGUGGUCGGCCUAGUAAUGAAUGCUUUUUGCAACGCCUUCAACUCAGUACUGUGCCUUUUUAGUCAUUGUUUCAAGUUCAUAUACACUUUUUAUGUGAUUGUUUUACUGUCUUUUGUAUUCAGCUGUCAUGCAGUGAGAGAGGGAAUCAGUGAGAGAGGAAGGAGUAAAACACAGGAGGUUGGUGGCACCUUAAUUGAGGAGGACGGGCUCGGGGUAAUGGCUGGAGCAGAAUGAGUGGAAUGGUAUCAAAUGCAUCAGACACUUGGUUUCCAUGCGUUUGAUGCCAUUCCAUUCGCUCCGUUCCAGCCAUUAUUAUGAGCUGUCCUAAAAAGUGUAAAACUAUUGCUGAAAGCGGGUGUCAGUAGCCAUGUUCUGACACCCAGACAACAAUAUCAGGACUUGACCUCCAAAGAUCCUACAGGCCCUCCCCUUUACAACAUAAACACAUAUUCCAUGCCCACAGUAAAGCCAUACCAGAUGGUAUAUAGCCUUAUCCCAAUGGCCAGCUAACCAGUCCCAUGAUAGAUAUGAUGGCUCAACAAAUGUUUAUGCUAAAGACUAGCUAGUGUCUCCUCCUCUCCUCUGCUCUGUCCCUUCUGGUUGUAGUACACAGACUGCAUGUGAAUCUAUCUCUCUGUCUCUCUCUCUCUCUCUCUCUCUCUCUCUCUCUCUCUCUCUCUCUCUCUCUCUCUCUCUCAUAAACCCAGACUCUAAUUACGAAACCCUGUCUAUUGUUUCAUGCAUGAGAUAACUGAGAACUGCUGGUACACUGCUUUGCUUUGGUUCGUGCGCAUCACGCAAAGCUAAAGCUGUUUAGAAUUCAAGAGGGAUUCGGGAAGGUAAUAUCUGUGAGAGUCUGUGAGAUAUUUUCACAGAGUGCAAAUUUCCGUUUGGUUGUUGUAUACAGUGACUGUCUUGUGAUGUUUUGUUUUCCAUGAUUUUCUUUGAGAAACAGUAUUUCACAAUUACUGUCAUUACAUCCUAAGCAUGUCAUUCCUGUUGAUGGUACACUGUCUUUCAUUGGUUGAAUACGUUUUUCCUCCAAUGAUAGUGGUGUUGUUGAUAUGCAAUCUGAAUCUACAAAUUCUCAUCACAUCGAUGUAUAAAUGUUUUGCUCAGCUCUACGUGACAGUCAGUAUUUUGCAGUAACUUUCAUUGUAAAUAUGUGGAAGAUAUUUUUUUAAACUCGCGUGUAUAUUUUUUAACUGUGUAUAUUGUGCUUGAUUUGAUACAAAUAUUGAUAUUUGCUUAUGGUCAUAGGAGUGAAUGUGGUCCCUCAAUCUCUGUUAGGUCCUCAUACUUGUCAGUAAUCCAAGUGUUACAGCAGUAGUUAUAGUCAUUUCAAUAAGAAACCAACUGUCCUGCCAAUAUAUUUGCCUAUUUGUAAAUCAUCAAUAAAUCUGUGACACGCUA
Molecule: messenger RNA, 2582 nt
Organism: Oncorhynchus mykiss (rainbow trout)
Lineage: Eukaryota; Metazoa; Chordata; Actinopteri; Salmoniformes; Salmonidae
Gene: tmem154
Product: transmembrane protein 154
Source: RefSeq, a predicted model, not a curated record